Aethina tumida (small hive beetle) is the source of this 2224-nucleotide messenger RNA. RefSeq lists its product as uncharacterized. The transcript has 6 exons. The coding region runs from base 151 to 1719 and encodes 522 amino acids. Gene Ontology annotation, molecular function: protein binding; palmitoyltransferase activity. Gene Ontology annotation, cellular component: Golgi membrane. The record is from RefSeq and is a predicted model, not a curated record. NCBI's taxonomy places the organism in Eukaryota, Metazoa, Arthropoda, Insecta, Coleoptera, Nitidulidae. Gene Ontology annotation, biological process: protein palmitoylation.
CCUCCGUCCGUCGAGUCUAUAGAGUGCUGGUGCGAGUGCGAGUGCCCCCCUCUUGGUGUGUCUGUAGAGUCUUCCGCCACGCUGUGCAAGGUGUUCCCCAGUCCGGGCACCGCCCGCAGCGUUUGGGCUCUGCCGCAGACCUCGUGCAACAUGGUGGCGGACACGGAUCAUCCGGCGGCCAGCGUCAAGGACGCCGCCGCCGAGGCGGACAUCGCCGAACAACAGCACAAGACCAUCUUCGACUUGGUCAAGUGCGGAGAGAUUUCGGACAUAGAGGACUACGUAGAGAAGUUCGGCACCGAAGUCCUCCGUGACCGCGACGAAUGGGGCUACACUCCCGCCCACUGGGCGGCUCUGGACGGUAACGUCGAAAUAAUGCGUUACAUCGUCGAUCGGGGGGCGCCUGUCGACCUGCCCUGCCUAGGCACCCAGGGCCCCAGGCCCAUUCACUGGGCCUGUCGCAAGGGCCAUGCCGCCGUCGUUCAAGUACUACUGCAGGCGGGGGUUGCAGUAAACGCUGCCGAUUUUAAGGGACUGACGCCGUUAAUGACGGCGUGCAUGUUUGGGCGAACAGCCACCGCCGCAUAUCUUUUAGGUAUGGGGGCGUUGAAUCAUUUGCUGGACAUCAACGGAGAUACGGCGAUGCACUGGGCGGCCUACAAAGGGCAUGCGGACUUGAUAAAACUGCUUAUGUACUCGGGAGCCAACCUACAGAAACCUGACCACUUCGGAUCUACUCCCUUGCACUUGGCCUGCCUUUCUGGGAGUGUUAGCUGUGUUAAACUUUUAUGUGAAAAAAGUAAUAUUGAAUUGGAACCACUGGACAAAAAUGACAAGACACCAUUGAUGCUGGCACAAAGCCACAGACACGGUGAUAUAGUGGAGUUACUUAAAACGGAGGUGAAGAAACGGUCCAGUUGGUUUCCACCAAUCAAUGAAAUAUGGGGCCUUCUGUUCGGAAAAGCGGGUAAUUCCAAAGCUCCCCUCCUGUUCUUUAUGUGCUCCGUCCUUCUGUGGGGUUAUCCCAUGUACGUCAUCAGGUGCAUUCCAAUCACAUGGAACAUCUUGAGAGGCUCACAUUACUGCUUCAUCUAUUGGAACGUGGUGAUGUGGGUGUGCUGGGUGAUUGCCAACAGAAAGAAUCCGGGCUACAUUCCUAUGAAUUCUGAAUCGUACUACAGAGCAAUAAAACAAAUUCCUUAUUUUGAUAAAUGGAAAAAGCGGAACGCCAUUCUGAACCGCCUCUGCCACACCUGUAGGUGCCUAAGACCCUUGAGGGCGAAACAUUGCAGAAUUUGCAAUCGAUGCGUCUCGUAUUUCGACCACCACUGUCCGUUCAUCUACAACUGCGUCGGUCUGAGGAACAGGACGUGGUUCUUCUUGUUCGUGAUGAGUGUGGCCAUUAAUUGUAGUUUUACAAUUUAUUUCGCCACUUAUUGUAUAGCCAUCGAAGGCUUUGGAAUCAUGUACAUAUUAGGACUGUUUGAGGCAUUCGUGUUCUCCGGUCUCGGUUGGAUUUUGACGUGUACAUCGGUGCUACACGCUUGUAUGAAUCUGACCACGAACGAAAUGUUUAAUUAUAAACGUUACCCAUAUCUAAGGGACAAACGAGGAAAGUAUUUCAAUCCGUUCUCGAGAGGUCCCAUCCUCAAUUUGAUCGAGUUCUUUUUCUGCACACCGGAAGAUUACGACGAUGAUUACGGAUACGAGUACAUAUGAUAUAGAAGAGUCAGCUGUAAUAAUGAUAAGAGAUCACACAAAUAGCUUCCCAAGUUAGGAAUGAAUCUGGAAAGAACUCCGAAAUUGGAUCGUACCAGAUAACGAAGUUGCCUUAUAUUGCUUUCAAUCACUCUGAUCGUUUGUGUGUUGUUGACCGUUAUUUUGUGCUUGAAGUUUUGGCGGACCUUUUAUUUGAUAUUUCUGAAAUCAAAUGUCCGCUUGUAUCUUUUUGAAUGUUCUUGAAAUUUAACGAUGCUUAAAUUGUACGGCUGUGACUCCUAGCUUAUAUUGAAGUGUUGUUAUCUUUGGACUCUGACUCACUUCGGUGCAAGAACCAAACUAUUUUUAAGUGUUUUAAUGGAGAUCUUUCCACGAUUUACUUUACACAGUAUUACAUUGUUUUCUACCGUUCACUUUUUGAAGUGGAAUGUUUUUUGCAAUGCAAAAAUUGUUUGUUAUAUUAACUAAAUUUUGUAAUUGAGCUUAGAGCGAAUAAAGUUUUUGA